CAUACACCUAGAGUCCGGCGACGAUGGCCUCGACGCUCCUCCGUCGCCAGCUCGCGCGGGCGCCGCGUCUGUCCACGGCGUCCUCGCCGUCUUCUUCGCUUCUCGCCAACCGCCGUCACCUUUCGAGUACCCCGGCUGCACUGCAGGCCGAGCCCGUGGUGGAUCCCAAAGCUACCGCGCAGACGGCGGGUGUGAAAAAUCUAUUGAACACGCAUACGGUAGAAGAUCUGCAGGGGAUUCACGCGUCGGAUAUUCUUGCGGAGACAGGUACGAGGAAGGAUGCGCAGAUGAGGCAUUUCACUGUGAACUUUGGUCCACAGCACCCUGCUGCCCACGGUGUGCUUCGUUUGAUCUUGGAGCUGAAUGGCGAGGAAGUGUUGCGCGCGGAUCCCCACGUCGGUCUUCUCCACAGAGGAACCGAGAAACUCAUAGAGUACAAGACCUACACUCAGGCAUUGCCAUAUUUUGAUCGACUCGACUAUGUCUCCAUGAUGACGAACGAGCUGUGCUACUCACUGGCUGUCGAGAAGUUACUUAACAUUGAGGUUCCUGAACGCGCGAAGUGGAUCAGAACCCUUUUCGGAGAGAUCACCAGAGUCCUGAACCACCUUAUGGCUGUCCUUACGCACGCCAUGGAUGUCGGUGCCCUCACGCCGUUCCUGUGGGGUUUCGAGGAACGCGAGAAGCUCAUGGAGUUCUAUGAGCGCGUCUCAGGUGCUCGUCUUCACUCUGCGUAUGUGCGUCCAGGCGGCGUUGCGUUCGACUUGCCGCAUGGACUGCUGGAGGACAUCUACCAGUGGGCGUCGCAGUUCGGUUCUCGUGUAGAUGAGAUCGAGGAGGUCGUCACUGGUAACCGUAUCUGGAAGGAACGUACAAUAGGCAUUGGGCGCGUCUCGGCGAAGGAAGCAUUGGACUACAGCUUCAGUGGUGUCAUGCUGCGAGGCAGCGGUGUGCCAUGGGACAUUCGGAAGAUUGCGCCGUACGACAAGUACGACGAGGUUGAGUUCGAUGUCCCGGUCGGUAAGAACGGUGAUUGCUAUGACCGAUACCUCUGUCGUGUGCAGGAAUUCCGAGAGUCAUUGCGUAUCAUUGACCAAUGUUUGAACAAGAUGCCCACCGGUGCCUACAAGGUGGAUGACUACAAACUUGUCCCCCCACCACGCGCUUCUAUGAAGGAGAGCAUGGAAUCCCUCAUCCACCACUUCAAGCUUUUCAGUGAGGGUUACUCUGUUCCUCCAGGCGAGACAUAUAGCGCCAUUGAGGCGCCUAAGGGCGAGAUGGGCGUGUACCUCGUGUCGGAUGGCUCGAAUCGUCCAUACCGAUGCAAGAUCCGCGCGCCUGGUUUCGCGCAUUUGGCAGGUGCAGACAUGAUGAUGAGACGUCACUUCAUCGCCGACGUUGUGGCCAUUAUUGGAACCAUGGAUCUCGUAUUUGGGGAGGUUGAUCGGUAACCUAAUAUAUCGCUGCGCGUUUCCAUUUCACGAUGUGUGCAUUCCUCCGAAAUAUGGCAAUAGAUCAAUUGUAUAUGAUGCACUG
Messenger RNA from Postia placenta MAD-698-R-SB12, 1536 nucleotides. RefSeq lists its product as hypothetical. Gene Ontology annotation, molecular function: NAD binding; quinone binding; NADH dehydrogenase (ubiquinone) activity. Bases 24 to 1451 code for a protein of 475 amino acids. The transcript is spliced from 12 exons. NCBI's taxonomy places the organism in Eukaryota, Fungi, Basidiomycota, Agaricomycetes, Polyporales, Adustoporiaceae. Gene Ontology annotation, biological process: mitochondrial electron transport, NADH to ubiquinone. The record is from RefSeq and is a predicted model, not a curated record.